AUGUCUUCGAGUCUUUUUAUUAAACUUCAAGAACGUAUUGAAUUAGCAUUAAAAUCCGAAUUUGGCAUUAAACUUAUAGAACACGUUAAAUUAACAAUGUCGUCACGCAUAAAUCAGCAAAUAUUAAAAUAUGUGAAAGAUAUUUAUUAUGGAAGCAGUUUUGUUGAGAAUAAACUUGAUAUUUAUAUGCCAGAUAAUACUGUUGGAUCAACUUUCUAUGGAUCAACUACAACUUUCUACCCUGUGAUUAUAUUCUUUUAUGGAGGAGGUUGGGCUGUGGGUAGUAAAAAUAUUCACCAAUUUCUUGGAAUGCGAUUAAGUCAAAUGGGUUACGUGGUCGUAAUCCCAGAUUAUACGAAAUAUCCAAAAACAAAUAUUGACGGAAUCAUAUCUGAUUUCAAACGCGCGGUGGUAUGGACAAAAAAAUCUAUCAAUGAAUAUGGUGGAGAUCCAAAUAACAUUUAUUUAAUGGGUCACUCGGCUGGUGCACAUACCUCAAUUUUUACAAUAAUUCGAGAUGUAAUUUAUAAGUCACGUAACGACGAAGGAAAAACAAAUACUGAAUUAUAUGACAUUGAUCCUGAAUGGAAUUUGCCUAAAAUCUCCGGAUUGAUUUUGAUGUCUGGGUGUUAUGACAUGCCUAAGCAUUAUGAAUUUGAAGUAAGUAUUGGUUUCGAGGAUCUUUCUUCAAUGUCAAGAGUCAUGGGAAACACUCAAGAAUCACUUGUCAAAAAUUCUCCAUUACUAUUGAUCCAAGAUAUUGCUAAUAAUAAACUGAUUAAUAUUAAUCAAGUAAAAAAUUUGAUGCCCAAAAAGAUUUUUAUUAUUCAUGGAGAUCAGGAUUUACCAAUCAAGGAAUUAAAAUUUAAAAUUUAUCAAGAUAAGGGUCAUGAUGAAAUUGUUUAUGAUAUGAUGAACUUGUCUAAUCCUGAAUUGGUUGCUGAUUUUAAAGAAUUUAUGUCUGUUUAA
This is a messenger RNA of Diversispora eburnea, 969 nucleotides long. The record is from the annotation of a GenBank genome assembly. Lineage: Eukaryota; Fungi; Glomeromycota; Glomeromycetes; Diversisporales; Diversisporaceae.